Molecule: messenger RNA, 2772 nt
Organism: Sparassis crispa
Lineage: Eukaryota; Fungi; Basidiomycota; Agaricomycetes; Polyporales; Sparassidaceae
Exons: 7
Coding region: 1-2772 (923 amino acids)
Molecular function (GO): protein binding
Source: RefSeq, a predicted model, not a curated record
AUGGCAACUGCAGGUCACACUCGGUACUAUGCUGAGUGCACAACACUUGAUCAUUCUUCGUUAGUAGAGGCAGCAGCAAGGGCAGACGAAAAGGCUGUCAGACUUGCCAUCGAUUCUGGUGCCGAUGUGAACACAUCGGAUGCCACUGGUCGGACUCUGAUUUCCUGCACGAUUGGAGGAGAGAGCUGGGAGGAUGCUGACGUCUCGGACGCGUCGUACAUGCUGCAAACACGCCUCCGGAUACUGAAAUUGCUCCUCAAUCAUCAUGACAUCUCUCUGUACGCGCUGAACGUGCCAGUGCGUGGAGUGACACCGCUAGGUCUUGCUGCGUGGUUGAACGUUCCCGAUAUUGUACAUCUUCUGGUAGAAGGUAGCAAUGGCAUGGUGGCGGUGGAUGGCGUAGAUGCACAUGCGGCAACACCUCUGAUGUAUGCCGCACGAGAUGGCAGGCGUGAGGUGGUUUGCCACCUGCUUAUGCAUGACGCAAGGCCCGAUCUAAGAGACAUGAACCACCGAUCAUCAAUUCAAUACGCCCUUCCUCAUUCUGAAAUUAUCGGGCUCUGUGAAGUCGCGCUUCGGAGACACAGAGCGCGAGAGAACACGUCACGCAACAAGCGUAACCUCGCCGUUCUUCCUGAGCCGUUCUACAGCCAUCUUCUGGCGUGCAACACCGCGAGAUUGUUCGACAGCGUUUUCUCUUCUCCUCACUCUCCCCGAUCAAAUGUCGGGCUGUCUGACGCCUUACUUUGCACGGUGCUGUCUGCUGAUCUAUCUGCUCUUUACCCACUACUAUUUCCCACCCACCCUUCUUCCACGGGAAGUCAGGCCUGGCGUCUGCCACUGAUAAACCUUCCUGACGCAGGAGGCUGGAGCUUGAUACAUCACUGCGUGGCUGCGGAACUUCCAUCUGUUGGCGUGCUCGAUGCACUGUAUCGAGCCGGUGCUGAUCUCAGUCUAUACACUGCUUCUGGACAUGGAACACCUCUUCACUGUCUGGCUCACAAGGCCACACCGGCCCAAAGUGAUACACAAGGUUCUACACUACGGUCGUUCAUUCGUCAUCUAGUCCGCGACCUUGGUGCUCCUCUUUCCGCUAGAGAUCAUAACAAUGACACUUGCUUACAUGUGGCUUCGGAGCGUGGGCAAAGUAUCGACGUUUUGAUAGCUUUACUUUCUUGUGACCCCAACGGGCGUGUUCGUGAGCUUCGCAAUUCGAGAGGCUUGACAGCUGUAGAUGUCGCGAAGCCAGAAUUCCGAGCUGUCUUUGGCAUGGACGCAGAGCAUCUGCGCUGUGCCUCGUCAGCGUCUGCCUGCACCAUUCGGCCCCUUAGCGUUCCAUCUCUCAGAUCUGUAUCAUCCCUGGCGAGCAUCUCCGCGACCUUGCGUUCACAUUCAUCUUCAGAAAGGAACCAGAUGCACGAUCUCCCACAGCCGAAUUCCUCUGUGUCGUCUCAGUCGCAGGGUAUCUUCAACAAUCUACAAUCCGUAUCCCUGCAGCUGGCGGAUGCGAGCACGCUCGACGUUGGUGCAUGUCGCCAGCUCUUGCUACAAACGUCGGAAAUGAGCGAUGAUCUCCUGGCUCAUCUGCGUUCCCGCAUCCAUGAUGCGGCGGACGAGCUGCGGGAUGCCCGCGGGAUAUUCAAGCAGGUCGACGGUCUACUUGAGGAUGUGACAAGGAACCUGGAGGGCGUUCUCGGCGAGUCUUUAGUCGCUGGCUCCGAAAUGGAACUCGGCGAGCGUGCUAGGCGACGCACUACAGACUCAGGUGAUUCGGAGGCUACUGCUGUAUCCAAGGAUAAUGUGCAGCUCGCUAGGAAGUCUCGCUCGAUGUCGGACCUCAAAGCAGAGCACGUGGACGCAAUCUCUCCGCCAGACGAGUGGACAGCAUCACCAUUCCCUGCGAUUGUGGUGUUCAGCUCUGACGACACCCCCUCAGCCAUUGCGGAUGACUCUCCGUUUGUGGAUGGUGAGGAUAAAGGUUUCCUGAAGUUGGUCCCUCCAUGGGUGAGGGACUUACCCGGGAUGAAGAGCAAGAGCGACGUCAGAGCGAGCCCCGUCGCAGACCAGACGUCAUUGACAGUGUUGCACUCGGAUCGGAAUGAUUCUACAAAGAGCGGUGCUGCCAAGAUCAAGGCAUGGUUGCGGAAGAAGAUUAAAGCCGACGUAUCGUACGGAGGCAACGAUCGCGCUUUAAGGCCUUCAGUCAAUAUAGGGCAUGACAAAUCCGCUGUACAGCUAUCACGCAGCAACAGUAGUGUCUCUUCCAUUGAUCUGGCUCAGCCGUCUGCUCAGGGAUCUCACGCUGCUGGCAUAAGUCGUGAAACCGUCGUCCCUAUGUGCCGCACAUGCUUGAAUACUGCCAGCAAGGAUCUGUCGCAGAUAGAGGGCUGCAUGGACAAUAAUCGCGAAGCUUCUCUGGAAUAUUCUCGUCUUACACAGCUUCGGAACUGCCCUCAGGAUAUCGGCUCGAGCUUACCUGGUUCACACUUGCAGUCCAUCGAGUUUCCAUGCACCACGACGCCCACUGUUUCCAACGACGACCAGGUACAAUCUACGCCAUCAUCAUCUGCCAGUUCCUCUGUAACUUCGCUGUCUGCUACCUUGAUUGAUACUGAUGAGGACGACACUCAUGCUCUACGAAGACUCUUGGGAAGAAAAAUUGUAGCACGGACAGACGGCGCUUUCGAGGAGAUCGACAAGGUGGUUGUCUGGCUUCGCAUUGUUCAGAGCACUCUCCAGGACCUGAAGAGAAGGACCUCAUACCUGCUAUGA